AUGGCCGGCAGAGAGUUCAUCUUUUGCCACCACUUCAGUUCCAACGCCAGGAUCUCAACAUGCAAGUAUCAAGAAGCUGGUCUAAAUUCAUCUGUAAACAACUCCACCGUUACCAGUGCCACUAAUACACCACCAACUGAUCCAAUCAGUAGUAAUCAUCCACCACCAUCUGAUUCAUCCAAGAAACGCAAGGCAUCUGAUGAUUUGGUUUCCAAGGCUUCCCAGAACCACCGAAAGAUUCAGAAUCGUCGGAUCAAUGAGGGUGAUGGAAUCGGCGAACAAGUAGUAACACUUAGGAAAUCAGCUGGAACCAAAAGGGCAACAUCCAAGUCAGCAGGAAGUAACUGUAAUAAUGGUAAUAACAAAGAAGGAAGUGGGCAGAGCAAUUGCUCAACCCAUGUGCUGCAGCCAUCACUGCAUGAAAUUGGAUGCGGGUUCAACACCUCAUGUACGGUCUACAUGACCUAG
Ilex paraguariensis (yerba mate) is the source of this 468-nucleotide messenger RNA. Lineage: Eukaryota; Viridiplantae; Streptophyta; Magnoliopsida; Aquifoliales; Aquifoliaceae. The record is from the annotation of a GenBank genome assembly.